This is a messenger RNA of Ipomoea nil (Japanese morning glory), 1660 nucleotides long. Its product is annotated as BES1/BZR1 homolog protein 4-like. The transcript has 3 exons. NCBI's taxonomy places the organism in Eukaryota, Viridiplantae, Streptophyta, Magnoliopsida, Solanales, Convolvulaceae. The record is from RefSeq and is a predicted model, not a curated record. Gene Ontology annotation, molecular function: DNA-binding transcription factor activity. The coding region runs from base 266 to 1246 and encodes 326 amino acids. Gene Ontology annotation, biological process: DNA-templated transcription; brassinosteroid mediated signaling pathway.
GUGCACGACCCGCAUUCCCAGGACAUGUGCGAUUAAAUAAUUAAUUAUAUUUUCAAAAUGGCAUUUCCGUAAUUUCCUCCCCCUUUAGUGGCAAUUCUUCUCCACCUUAAAUAUAUACACUGCUAACUGCUUCACCUCCUUUAAUGACUUUUAUUUAGCUGCCGGUCGGUCCAGGUGUCUUCGUCGUCGUCGACUUGCUAUUUUAUUCGGUUAGGAACCCCGCCGGCCGGUCUCGUCGGAGAAGAGGAACGGACGGCGCCGCGAGAUGACGUCGGGGACAAGGCUGCCGACGUGGAAGGAGAGGGAGAACAACAAGCGGAGGGAGCGGCGGAGGAGGGCGAUCGCCGCUAAGAUCUUCGCCGGACUCCGAAUGUACGGCAACUACAAGCUCCCCAAGCACUGCGACAACAACGAGGUGCUCAAAGCGCUGUGUAAGGAAGCUGGAUGGAUCGUCGAAGAAGACGGAACUACUUACAGAAAGGGAUGCAAGCCUACAGAACGCAUGGAUAUUAUGGGCAGUUCAGUAUCAGUGAGCCCUUGCUCAUCAUACCAGCCUAGUCAAGGUCCAUCCUAUAAUCCAAGCCCUGCAUCAUCCUCCUUUCCUAGCCCAGUUUCAUCCCGCUACAUUACCAAUAACAACAAUGACACUGAUCCCAACUCUCUUAUUCCCUGGCUUAAAAAUCUUUCUUCCGGUUCAUCACCUUCUUCAUCCAAGUUACCCCAUCAUCUGUACAUCCCUGGGGGUUCUAUUAGUGCUCCAGUCACUCCACCUUUGAGCUCACCUACCGCCCGCACACCAAGAAUGAAUGAUAAUUGGGAUGACCCCAAGGUCAAUUCAGCAUGGCCAAAUCAACAUUAUGCUUUCCUCCCAUCUUCUACCCCACAAAGCCCUGGCUGUCUAACCCCACCUGAUUCCGGGUGGCUUUCCGGUGUACAAACCCCACAAGAUGGACCUUCAUCCCCAACAUUUAGCCUUGUCUCACCAAACCCAUUUGGCUUUAAGGAGCCACUAUCAAAUGGUGGAUCACGAAUGUGGACCCCAGGGCAGAGUGGAACAUGCUCGCCCGCAGUUGCAGCAGCUCUUGACCGUUCAGCUGAUGUACCCAUGUCAGAUGCAAUUCAAGCUGAGUUUGCGUUUGGCAGCAACGCUAUGGGUAUAGUUAAGCCAUGGGAAGGAGAACGAAUUCAUGAAGAAUGUAUCACUGAUGAUCUCGAGCUAACUCUUGGGAACUCCAACACUCGGUAAGUUAUAGUGCAAGACUGCAAGCUAUUUGUGGCUCACUAGAGCAUUUCCACUUAUCAUUCGAACAAAAUGCAGCAUUAUUCUAUUGUGAUAAUUAAUUUUUAAAAUCUGGUUUGUUGCAGAUAAGGUGUUGAAGGCAGAGUAAAAAUACAGAGUAGGAGCAUUUCUUUGUUUGUUAAUUUUUUUUUUGUCUUUUUUCUUCUUCUUUUCCAAAAGAAAACCGUAGAUUGAACUAUGAAUUGCUCAUUUGAUGGCUUUAUCCUAAACUCCUGUUUGUUGGGAGUAUCCAUUUUCUUCUUGUAAUUUUUUUUCUUCAAAUUCUUUUUUCUUCUUCCUUUCCCUUGAAGGUGAGGAAGUGACUUUUAUGUAGUUCCCCGUUUUGUAAGUAUUUGAUGAAAUUGCUGAUUUGGGAUAUCA